Molecule: messenger RNA, 2390 nt
Organism: Triplophysa rosa
Lineage: Eukaryota; Metazoa; Chordata; Actinopteri; Cypriniformes; Nemacheilidae
Product: FERM, ARHGEF and pleckstrin domain-containing protein 2-like
Exons: 16
Coding region: 53-2029 (658 amino acids)
Molecular function (GO): guanyl-nucleotide exchange factor activity
Source: RefSeq, a predicted model, not a curated record
CUGACAACCUUUCACUCCACAGGGCCCUCAUCAGGAUACACUGGAGUUUCUGAUGGCCAGUCGGGAUCAUUGUAAGAUCUUCUGGAAGAACUGCGUGGAGCAUCAUUCAUUUUUCCGUCUGUUAGAUCAGCCUCAGCCUAAAUCUAAAGCCAUUUUCUUCAACAGAGGGUCUUCGUUUAGAUACAGUGGGAGGACGCAAAAACAGCUCGUCGAGUAUGUGAGGGACAGUGGGCUGAAAAGAACUCCCUACCAGAGGAGGAACAGUAACAUUUGCAUGUCAGCUCAUUCUUUGGCUUCUGACGUGCUAAAACAGAAUCUGUCUUUCAAUGACAGUUUAAGGGCCCCUGUGUCCUCUGCCACCGCCUCCUUCCACUCCCAGCAUUCCCCCAGCUCACCCAUGCGAACGGAGACCCCAAACCAGCUCCAGCAUUUCCAGCAGACACCGCAGCCUGCCAGAGCACCCAGUCCCAUGAAGGACUCCAUCAAGACCAACUCUCAAUCCACCUACACCUUCCCAGAUUCUGCUAUUGAUAGCCCACAGCUGUCCCCCUUUAAUGCCAAGGGCCCGCUGUGCCUGUCGCCCUCCUUCCAGAUGUCCACCCUCAGUCUUCCCGGACAGGCACCCUCACCCCUGCAGAGCCCCAUCCUGAAUGAGGUGGCCACUGCCAGACUAGAGGAAGAGGGCAGGAGAAAGAGAUACCCUACAGAUAAACCUUACUUCAUAGCUAAAGAGAUUCUGACAACAGAGCGAACGUAUCUGAAGGAUCUGGAGGUCAUCACAGUGUGGUUCCGCAGUGCAGUGAUUAAAGAAAACGCAAUGCCUGAGGGUCUCAUGAACCUCCUGUUCUCCAACAUUGACCCCAUCUAUGAGUUCCAUAGAGGUUUCCUCAAAGACAUCGACCAAAGACUGGCUCUUUGGGAGGGACGAUGCAACGCUCAUGUAAAAGGAGAUUGCCAGCGAAUUGGAGACGUAAUGCUCUGUAACAUGUGUGCCCUGAAGGAGUUCACAGGCUAUCUGCAAAAGCAUGAUGAGGUGUUAACAGAGCUCGAGAAAGCUACAAAAUGUGUGAAGAAACUAGAGAUUGUGUAUAAAGAGUUUGAGCUGCAGAAGGUUUGCUACCUGCCUCUCAACACCUUCCUCCUGAAGCCUAUCCAGAGACUCAUGCACUACAAACUCAUACUGGAGCGACUGUGUAACUAUUACACUCCCCAGCACAGAGACUAUGAGGAUUGCAAAGAGGCUCUUAAGGAGGUGGCAGAGAUUGCAACUCAGCUGCAGAGCAGUCUGAUUCGACUGGAGAACUUCCAGAAGCUGACAGAACUUCAGAGGGAUCUGAUAGGCAUUGAGAACCUUACAGCUCCAGGAAGAGAAUUCAUCAGGGAAGGUUGUCUCCACAAGCUCACCAAGAAGGGUCUGCAGCAGAGGAUGUUUUUCCUCUUUUCAGACAUGCUGCUUUACACAAGCAAAGGGGUAACAGCAACCAAUCAGUUCAAAGUUCAUGGACAGCUUCCUCUGCAUGGCAUGAUUCUCAUUGUGCUGGAUGCUCCGGUGGAGGAAAGCGAGAAUGAGUGGUCUGUUCCUCAUUGCUUCACUAUAUAUUCUGCUCAGAGGACCAUUGUCGUGGCCGCCAGCUCCAAAGUAGAGAUGAACAAAUGGAUCGAAGAUCUAAACAAGGCAAUUGACAUGUCAAAGAAAAUUCAGGAGAAAUCAGAUAUUUUGUUGGAUCCAAGCCUGUGCGACCGCUGCAACAGGUCAUCGGAUGAGGUGUCUCUGGAACAGGAGUCAGAGGAUGACAUGAACUCUUCCCGUUGCUCUUUGGAUAAGCAGAGCCAUCACAGGGCCAACACCACCAUGCAUGUGUGCUGGCACCGCAACACCAGCAUCUCCAUGUAUGACCACAGCCUAGCCGUGGAGGUAGAAAAACACACACAAGUUUCUUCAUGCAACUUAAUUGUGAGGGUCUGCAACUUAAUUGUGAGUGUCUUGACUAACUGCGAUAUACAUUUUAAUUAUGGCUGUCAGCGUUAACGCGUUAACGCAUGCGAUUAAUUUUUUCAAAUUAACACGUGAAAAAUAUUUAACGUAAUUAACGCAGCAUCCGUUUGUUUUGACAUUCUUUGUCUAGCGUUACAUUAUGUAAUCACGCUCUUAUUCGUGUACAGCAGGGCUAGUCACCUGGCGGCCCGCGGGCCAAAUGCGGCCCAUCAAUCAUUUUACCUGGCCCGCCUUAACAUUUCAAAUAAGUGGAGAGACUUUAAGAACGGUGUGCUCCUGAGACGCCACAUCUUCAAAAGCCCAAAACGCUGCUACAUAAUUCCCGCGGCUCAUAAUGAUUUACGUCUUAUAAAGCGAUUUGAUCGGUCAGUCCAAGAAACGUCUUGGUUACGGA